CCGGGUGCCUGUUUCCGGUGGCUGACAGGAGCCGGAGCCCGCCGCUGCCUCCUCCGGCGCGGAGUACCACACACCCCCGCACACACCGCGGGGAGGAGGAGGAGGAGGAGGAAGAGGGCGGAGGGAGCCGAGCAGCCCCCCCGCCGCAGCCCCCGAGCGAUAUCGCCCUCAUCCCCCCAUGCAAUACGGGCGAUAUAGCACGGUUCCCCGCCCCGCGCUCCCACGGACAGGCACCUGCAGGUGAGAAGUAAAUAUGAGCUUGGCAGCACAUGACCAUCAGUGCCAGGACCCUGUGAUCUGAAUCGUGUCUUCAGCUGACUUCCCAGAGGCCAGGUGCUGUUGAUCCUGGAUCAUGGAGGACUGCCUUCACACCUCCUCUGAAAAUCUCUCCAAGCUGGUGAGCUGGGCCCACAGCCAUGGGACCAUCUGCAGCCUCAUCCCCAACCUCAAGCACCUGCUUUCGGAGGGGGCCCAUGGCAACCUGACAGCCAUGUGGGGCUGUAGUGCUGGCCAUGCCUACCACUGGCCCCUGGCUGCCACUUGCCGGGCCGGCUCCCAGGAGCGCGUCUGCUUUCAGGACAGCCGCAGCUUCAACUCAGACAGCCCCAGCAUGCUGGGGGUGCCAUCAGAGGCUCAGGCCAGCCCUCUGGAGCGCUACCCAGGCCGGCCGGGGAAGGCCAAGCUGGACUGCACCCGCACUCGUGACUCCUGCGACUUCUCCUACUGCAGUGAGCCGUCAGAGCUGGGCGAGCCUGUUGAGGAGUAUGAGGAUGAGGCCACCCUCUUCGACAUGGUCUGUGAGUCCUCCGUCACCGAUGAGGACAGUGACUUUGAGGCACAUCCGCACCGUGCCCCCAGUGGCUCCCGGAAACGGCCGGCUGCCACUGCCCAGGCCCAGGCCCAGCCCGCCGAUGAGGGCGGUGGUGACGUGCUGCUCAAGAAGAUCAAGCAGGAGCUCCCUGAGGACUACUAUAUAGUGGCCAACGCAGAGCUGACAGCUGGUGCUGACGGGCCGGCCCUGGCCCUGACACAGAUGUCCAAGCCCAAGCCAGAGCCCCCGGCUGGGCCCUCCUGCCUGGGACCCACCAGGACCGUACCCCAGCCGGCCGCAGGCCCUGAUGCUGACCCACAGCAUCCCUGCACCUCCCCACCUGGCCUGCCUCGCAUGGCCACGCAGCGGCCACCCCGGGGACCCCUGGCCUCCCCAGCACGGGGCACAGGUGGUGGCCCUGUGGCUGCCCUACAGGUGCCAGCCACCAGCUCCAAUGCCAUCACCACCGCUGGGAAACCCAUCAGCAUUCCCCUCUCAGCUCUGCAGCUGCCCGGUCAGGAGGAGCCACUGGUGGCUGGUGAGGAGACCCUCCCGUCCAUCCCACAGCUGGCCCCGGGUGGUGAGGUGGCCAGCUCACCCUUGGUGAGUGCUGAUCCUGAGGUCAGCUCCAGCCAGCAGCAGCCCCACGCCGUGCCCACCACCACCCCCGAGGCAGCGGUGCAGCCCAUGCCAGACCAGGAUGAGAGAGCAGCAGAGCUCAGCAGGGAGCAGAAUGAGAAGACCAUUCGCAGCACGCAGACAGCUCUCCGAAAUUUCCGAGAAUUCCUCAUUUCCAAGUAUCCCUCUGAGACCCGCGAGAUCUACGUCAUCCCCUGCAAAGAGCUUGAUGCCUACCUUGCGUCCUUCUUUGUGGAUGCCAGACAAAAAGAUGGGUCUGAAUACGAGCCAAACAGUCUGGCCAACUACCAAUGUGGACUGGAGCGAUAUCUCAAAGAGCACAGGUAUGGAUACAGUAUUACAAGGGAUAAGGAGUUCAAGAGGUCCCAGGAAGCUCUAAAGCAAAAGCAGAUAGAGCUGAGGUGUAAAGGCAAAGGAAACAAGCCACACAAAUCCAUGAAGCUCACCUUUGCUGAUGAGCUUAUCUUGCGCAAAAGAGGCUUAUUGAGCCGGUACAAUCCUGAAGGGCUUCUGAACCUUGUGUGGCUGAACAACACCAAGGCGUUUGGACACUGCACGGGUUUCCACGGGUCCACCCUCAAGUGGGGAGACAUCCGUCUGCGGGUGACAGAGACUGGGCUUGAGUACCUGGAGUGGAUGGGGCCAGACAGUGGGGACGUGAGCACCAAGAGCAAGCGAGGCGGGACGGACUCGCGGGUGUACGCCACACAGCACUCCCCGCAGACCUGCCCCGUGCAGGACUACAAAGAAUAUGCCCAGCGCCGCCCUCCGGCCAUGCGCUACGAGGAUGCACCGUUCUACCUGUCCAUCAAACCCGUUGUCAACUUGGCUGCCCUGCACUGGUACAAUUGCCAAGCCCUGGGGAAAAACAAGCUUGCCAAGAUGGUGAAGACGAUGUGUGAGAAAGGCAACAUCCCUGGGCGAAAGACCAACUUCAGUGUCUACCAGAGCUGCAGCACCCUCUCAGAAGCUCAGAGCAACCAGCUGGUGCUGAUCUGCAAUAACUUGAACCAGCAGGCUGCCCAGUCCAUGGCAAGCCACUCUAAUACUGGCAACUUCAUAGUGUCAGCAUCCUAUGACUCUUCAUCUGACAUGGCUUGAAAGACCACUGAACACUUUUUUCUUUUCCUUUCUGUUUCAAGCAUUGAAUUUGUGCUCAAUAAUACACAUCAGCUGUGACUGUACACUAUUCCCCCUCUCAGCCCUCUCUCCAGUGUUAAUUCACUUUAUAAGAAUAUAUAAACAUAUAAUAUAUUUUUCUUUUUACAAAUAAGUCAACAGAAAUAGUUUAGUAUUACUAACAGUAUUUAUAGUGUUAAUGCAAAAAUGAAAAAUACUUAUGGGUUAUAAUAUGAAUGCAGAUUUUAAAAGGAUAAAAAUGGUUCUCAGGCAACACAAGAUAGACUGAAAAUAUCAUUUUAAACAUGCACGCAUUAAUGAGUGUAAAAUCCCCAGGGGGGCUUACGCAGCAAUUCUGUUCUAAAGCAUUUUUUCAGCUUAGUAUUUUAACAUGUUCUCCCACAGAGGAGGACCCAAACUUAACAUUGGCUGCUGCUUCUUACACGCUAGCUUAUUCUUGAUCAGCAAGACCAAGAAAUAAGAAAUACAUCAAUGUAAGUUCACAAAACCAUUUACAGCAUUUUUUGUCUGUUUUAAUCAUGUUUCCUGAGGCUCAUUUACACUAUAAAAAUCCUGAAGUCAGCUAAAUGCCAUGUUUAGCUUUUGGGUAUGUUGGUUUUCUAUAUGUUGCUGGUGUUUAGGCUGAAAAGUAUUGUUCUCAACAAUACGCAAAAGUAUAAUGACAAAACCAUUGUCACUCAUAAUUUUACCUUCUUUAAGCAUAGGUUGUUAGUAUUUUAUCACUGUGUGUAUGUAAUGUAAAAUCUAUUGACAUAGAGCACUCUUUCAGUAUUCUAGGAAAACCAACAGUGCAGAAAUAUCUGCAAUCUUAUCCCAGCUGUACGGAAAAAUGGCAUCAACUAUGUCUUAAGCCAUCAUUUGAAAUUCACAAAACAACAGAGAGUGUAAUGAUAUUUCUACAGAAAUUUAGAAAGAAUUUCUACAGAAAGGUAAAAAGCUGGUCAGUUUUAAGUGCUGGAGUACAAAUUUCACUUAGUUUCCAUGUGAAUGAAAAUGUCCAAAAUGUGCAUGUGAAUCUGAAGGCAGAAUUUGGACUUUAAAGCCUUGAAAUAACAAGUUCUGCUGUUCUACUUUGUAAUGUUAGUUGUUCUACUACAAGUAUGGGAAAAACACUAACAAAUUCACUAUUUCAGUGAACAAUUAUAAUUCUUGACACUUAAAAUUAGGAACAGUACUUUUCAAAUAAUUAAACUUAGUUUAAGUUCCACAAGGAUGUGCUAGGGCUGGGGUGAGGCUUCAGACAAGACUGCUGGGGUAAUCGAGUGCCUGCUGAAGUCAAUGAAAGAGACACUCUUGUCUGACUUCGGCUGGGUAUUGGACCAAACAGCCUUUGGAGAGGCUUUCUUGUUUUGCAGUUUCUAAUUGUUGUGUUUCUUCAUGCUUGUUUGUCUGUAUUUCUUCACAUUCCUGCAUAUCCUUCAAAUUCUUUAGAUCUGCAACUGUGCAAUGACUUUAAUCUUCAUUAAUUCCAAAGACGAGGUGAAAGAAAGGUAGCAAGUAGAAAUAGAAGAAAGCCACCUAGCACCUAUAACCUUUUAUUCUGUGUUCCUAGGAUUAAAUGUUCCUGUGUGAGAGGGAGGUGGCAGCACUUCACUUAAGCCUUACUGAAGGUAUGUUUUGGGGAUGAAAUAGCAGAUGUACCACUGAAAAGUCUAAGGACAGAGAUUUCCAUUACAAUAAAUAUCUGUCCUCCCAGGAAGCUUUAUGCAGGUGACACAACCUGACUGUCAUCUCUUUUUUUUCCACAUGUAGCAAGGCUGUAACAAAGUCUGUGUUUUCUAUAUCUGACACGCCAUGGUAGUGUAACCACCAGUUCUACAGUCUUCCAUUUACCUUCUACUGUCUCUCAGAGUAGGCAGUGGUUUGGUGGGCACAAGCAGUUGUUCAUAUGGUAGAGUCCUCCUUUUGUAACCUGGCUUUGGGACUGGAGGCCAAAUUGUGACUCUACUGAAGUGACUGCAAGCUGUGUCUGUGACUUUCAGUGCCAUGGCAUAUCUGACUUGUAGGUGAAAGAGACAGAAGCACAGAGAGAUUUCAGGUGAAGCCAGAAAGCUGCCCAAUUUCCAGAUGAGGCCAGACAUCUGAUUGCUGUUUGCACUGCCUUGCCCUUUCAUAGCAGUGCUUUUAGUGUGAUAUAGUGAAAAACAGUUUUGCAAGGCCAGUGCUACUCUGGGAUUUCUUUACUGUUUUCCACUGAAGACUCACACAGUGGUGCUUAGUGUGUGCUGGAGUGUGAGUAUUCCAUGCCAAGGAUCUCUCUCACAGUUCCAAGUGGAGCCAGACUCUAGGGAAGUCUGAUUUCUGUUUCUCCCCCACUGGCGCUCAUCUCAACACUUCCCAGUGACAGCUAUUGCAGUAUCUGACAAAGUUCCCUACAUUUCCCUUUCUGUUCUGCAGUGAGGGGACAGGUAUCAGCUGGCCUUUGUGGGGCAGCAGAUCUCUGUUUCCCACCUCUCCGCCCCUGCCCAGCCCAUCCCACACCUUUGCUCUGAGGAGGCUGGUCACUGGCUGUACAUGUGCCGUGCUGCAAGCAGCUCUUUGAUGUGUUGCUUCACAUCAGUGCUAUAAUUCAGCCUCGACACAGACCUCAGAAGAAAAGAUUGGACGUCUUGGGUUUUGAACUGAGAUGUCAAAAGAAGCAUUUCCCAUGACUUUUUGACUCUACAUACUGCCUAAAUUGUUGAUUACCACAGUAUUAGGAUGGUUUGUGCUGACGUCCAGCAGCAAUGAGGCAACAUCUUUGAUACCCUUGACUUAGCAGGGCACAUGAGCAACAUUUGCUUGUCUGAUUAGGGAUAAGCAGUGGAGCGUGUGUGCUUAUUGUGACAGCCUCUGUAUUAUCACAAGGGAGGCCAGGGCUCAGGUGCAAUUAAAUCUGGCCAAAGACAUCAAGGACAGCAAGUAGGAUGUUUGCAAAUACAACAAAAACAAAAGAAAAAGGAAGGAUAAUAUGAACCUGUUACUAAAAAAGGAGGCACCCUGGUAACAGAGGACAUAGAGAAGGCAGAGUUACUGAACACUGCCUUUGCACUGGUCUUCACUGGCAAGACCAGCCCUCAGGGAUCUCUGACCCAGGAGACCAGAAUGAAGGAAUGUUGGAAGGGAGACAUUCCCUUGGUCAAGUAGGGAAAGGUGUUGGAGAGCACCUAGACAUCCACAAGUCCAUGUACCUUGGCGGGAUACAUCCACAAGUGCUAAGAGUCUUGGUGUGCACACCAUAGCUGAGGCUAUGAUCAUGCUGCUCAUGAUCACUUUUGAAAGGUUAUGAAGAGGUGCCUGCAGGUUGAAGAAAUCAAAUGUCACUCCUGUGUCCAAAAGGAAAGAAAGAGAUCCCAGGAAAUUACUGGCUGGUUAGCCACACUCCAAUCCCUGGAAAGGUGAAGAAGUGCCUCAUUCUGGAGGCCACCUCUAUCCACAGAAGAAGGUGAUCAGGAUAGUCAGUAUGGAUUCACUAAAAGUAAAUCUUGCUUGACCAACCUGAUUUGCCCUUUACAAUUGAACAACUACGUGAAUGGAUGGGGGAAAGCAGCAAUCUUGUCUACCUCAACUUCAGUGAGGCUUUCGAGACUGUCUGUUGUAGGCAAACUCAGGGAGAGUGGGCUGGAUGAGUGGACAGGGAGGUGGAUUGAGAACUGGCUGAACAGCAGAUCCCAGAGGGUCAUAAUCAGUGGCACAGGCUCUAGUUGGAGGCCUGUCCAUGGUGGUUCAUCCCAAGGUCCAAUAGUGGGCCCAGACAUGUUUAACUUAUCCAUCCAUGACUUGGAUGAAGGGGCAGAGGCCUCCUCAGCAAUUUCACU
This is a messenger RNA of Catharus ustulatus (Swainson's thrush), 6387 nucleotides long. Its product is annotated as KIAA1958 ortholog. The coding region runs from base 353 to 2551 and encodes 732 amino acids. The transcript has 3 exons. The record is from RefSeq and is a predicted model, not a curated record. Lineage: Eukaryota; Metazoa; Chordata; Aves; Passeriformes; Turdidae.